Charadrius vociferus (killdeer) is the source of this 1854-nucleotide messenger RNA. RefSeq names its product Ras suppressor protein 1 (gene RSU1). Gene Ontology annotation, molecular function: protein binding. The coding region runs from base 1 to 1515 and encodes 504 amino acids. The transcript is spliced from 9 exons. Lineage: Eukaryota; Metazoa; Chordata; Aves; Charadriiformes; Charadriidae. The record is from RefSeq and is a predicted model, not a curated record.
AUGGGUCUCCGUGGAACAGUAGACAUGCUGGCACCUAGGCAGCCUUUGCCAAACUCCAGAGCAAACUCUGAAACCCUACUUGGUCAGUCCCUGGCAAGCCUGAGCUUUCUAGCUCCAGGGCCCCGCAGCUUCUCCUCUCUCCUGUUGCUGACCUCCUCGGGCACAGAGCCGCCGUCCCUGCCGGUAUCCAGACCCCGCCAGGCCACGAGGAGCACCGGGGGACGUGGCACCCGGACACACGCUUCUCCUCCACGCAAAACGGUGCCGGAUCCACCACGCACCCAUCUUCUCGGCUUUAUCUCUGCGAAGCGCCUCCCGAGCGCUGAAGCAGCGGAACGCGGCGCUAACGCUCUGUUUGGAGGAGACGCCCGUGUGCGGCUCACGCCCGCCCAGACAGACGUACGAGCACCCACGGGAGCCGGCUCAGGCCGCCACCCCGCAGCAGCAGCACUAACGACGCCGAGUUUCCCCUCCGGACCCGCCAGCGCCGAGCAAGGCCGAUCGUUUUACCCAACCCACACUGGCGGCAGAUCCCUCGGGCCCGCGCCCAGCCCGCCCCCGCUGCCUGACAGCGCGCCGGGACGCACACGGCCCGUCCUCUCUCGGGGCUGCGCUCCUCUACCGGGCACGCUGCUUCUGCGGAAAAAUAGCUCGCUGGGAGCCGGCCCAGCAGGGGGACGCCGCUGCCGGGCACACCAGGCCCGGCGACCCGGCCUGCAGCGGGACGGCCUCCUGCGGCAGUGCAUGGCCCGCCCCGGCACAGCCGGCGGCCGCCAGCCCCCACCACUGCUUACGUUGUCUCAUAUCACACAGCUGGUUCUGAGUCACAACAAGCUUACAACUGUGCCAGCAAACAUCGCAGACCUGAGAAACAUAGAAGUGCUCAACUUUUUCAACAACCAGAUUGAGGAGCUGCCCACACAGAUCAGCAGCCUACAGAAGCUCAAACACCUGAAUCUUGGCAUGAACAGGUUAAACACCUUGCCAAGGGGAUUUGGCUCUUUACCAGCUCUGGAGGUUCUUGACUUGACUUACAACAAUUUAAAUGAAAAUUCUCUACCAGGAAACUUCUUCUAUCUGACCACCCUGCGUGCACUCUAUCUAAGUGACAACGAUUUUGAAAUCCUGCCGCCAGAUAUUGGGAAGCUCACGAAGUUGCAGAUACUGAGUCUUAGAGACAAUGACCUGAUAUCACUGCCUAAAGAAAUUGGUGAGCUCACUCAGCUUAAGGAACUUCACAUCCAGGGAAAUCGUCUUACUGUGCUGCCCCCAGAACUAGGUAAUUUGGAUUUGACUGGUCAAAAGCAAGUCUUCAAAGCAGAGAACAAUCCUUGGGUUACCCCUAUUGCUGACCAGUUCCAGCUGGGAGUAUCUCAUGUGUUUGAAUACAUUCGUUCAGAAACAUAUAAAUAUCUUUAUGGCAGACACAUGCAGGCGAACCCUGAACCUCCAAAGAAGAACAAUGACAAGUCAAAGAAGAUCAGCCGUAAGCCUCUGGCAGCCAAGAACAAAUAAGUCCCUGGCUUCUGCCUUGUUUUUAUAUCUUUUACAUUUCUUUUGCAUGUGCCUAUAAUGUUCCUACGCAUCUCCUGUUACUCAUAAGAAAGCAGACACUAGAGGUAAAAGCAAUUUACUAUGUAUACUGCUUUAGAAGAUACUGCUUAAGGAACACAAAAUUGCGUAUUCUACUAAUUAUGGUCACAUUUGUGUAGCCAUUAAAUAUAUCGCUGUUAAACACCUUUUAGCUUUUCUAUUUAUACGGAUAUUAACGUCUUCUCUUCACAUGUGUCACAUCCUGUUAAUACCAGGGGGUUUACACCUAUAUUAUAUGAUAUUAAAUUUCAUAUAAUAUUC